AAUGCUCUCACGUGCCUCCUUAGAUACUGCUAUGAAUUAGGAGUGAAGUAUGUAACUGUCUAUGCAUUCAGCAUUGAUAACUUUAAAAGGAAGUCUACAGAAGUUCAAUCCUUGAUGGAACUGAUGCGGAUAAAGAUAGAGGAGUUGCUUGAACAAGAAAGUCUCAUUAAUGAGUAUGGUGUUAGAUUACAUUUCAUUGGAGACACGAAACUACUGACAGAGCCUGUCAGGGCUACUGUGGAAAAGGCAACGAGAGUUACUGCCCACAACAACCAGAGAGUUCUUUUGAUUUGUGUAGCGUAUACUUCUCGUCACGAGAUUGUGCAUGCUGUUCAAGAAUGUUGCAAGGAAAAAUUGAAUGAAGUUCAAGCGUUAAAAGAAGAGAAAGUUGCAAAUGGUGCGUUUUCAAGAAUUGAUCAGGGCCUGAAAGGAAAUGAUUUUGAUUUGCUUUCUCAAGAUUCAUGUAAAGAAUAUCGAAAUGCAAUCAAAUCUUAUAGGACCGAAGUAGAAAGUGUUGCAAGGAAUGAUGGUUUAUUUGAGAAUAAUAUCGAGAAUCAUAUCGGUAACGACACUGAAGCUGAAACGACAUUAUACAAUGGGCUGGUUGAAUUGACUGAAGAGAGAAAGGAUAUACAAGAUGAGUUUCCUUUUAUAAAACUGGCGGAUAUUGAGAAGAACAUGUACAUGGCAGUUGCACCUGACCCAGACAUCUUGAUCCGAUCUUCUGGAGAAGCUCGCCUCAGUAAUUUUCUACUUUGGCAGACUACUACAUGUCCUUUGUAUGCUCCGACUACACUCUGGCCUGAAAUUGGUCUAAGGCACUUUAUCUGGGCAGUAUUGAACUUUCAUAGACACUAUUUUUAUUUGGAAAAGAAAAAGAAACAGUUUUAAGUGUAUUCUUGUUGG
Molecule: messenger RNA, 906 nt
Organism: Vigna umbellata (rice bean)
Lineage: Eukaryota; Viridiplantae; Streptophyta; Magnoliopsida; Fabales; Fabaceae
Source: RefSeq, a predicted model, not a curated record